CAUCUUGUCGGUGCGGGUGGAUUUGAUAUGGUGUACAAGGGAGUGCUCAGAGACAACACAAGAGUUGCUGUGAAGCAAGGUGUACCGGGGUCUAGGCAGGGGCUUCCAAAAUUCCAAACAGAGAUAACAGUUCUGUCGAAGAUUCGCCACCGGCAUCUCGUUUCCCUGAUUGGGUUUUGCGAAGAACAGUCGGAGAUGAUACUGGUAUAUGAGUAUAUGGAGAAGGGGCCAUUAAGGAACCAUUUAUAUGGUUCAGAGUUUCAACCUUUGUCUUGGAAGCAGAGGCUUGAGAUAUGCAUUGGUUCAGCCAGAGGCCUCCAUUACCUUCACACAGGUUCAACUCAUGGAAUCAUCCAUCGCGAUGCUAAAUCAACCAACAUUUUGCUUGAUGAAAACAAUGUCGCCAAGGUCGCUGACUUGGGCCUUUCAAGGUCUGGCCCCUGUCUGGAUUAGACCCAUGUUAGCACUGGAAAAGGUAGCUUUGGGUAUCUGGACCCAGAGUAUUUUAAACGGCAGCAACUGACUGAUAAAUCAGAGGUCUAUUCAUUUGGAGCGGUACUUCUUGAAGUACUCUGUGCGAUGAACUUCCAUCCAAGAGGAAGAAAGCAAAGCAGGAGAUAA
Nelumbo nucifera (sacred lotus) is the source of this 621-nucleotide messenger RNA. Lineage: Eukaryota; Viridiplantae; Streptophyta; Magnoliopsida; Proteales; Nelumbonaceae. The record is from RefSeq and is a predicted model, not a curated record.